GGAGGCUAUCAUUGCAGGGCAUGCAAAGUAGUGCCCACUCUCGUGCUGCCGAGUGGACCUGACACUCCGAUCUAGGAGUGCCUUACAUGUGCCCAAACAUCCUCUGCAUGUGCAACAUCGAGCUUCGACAAAUUGGGAUGUCAUUGCAAAGGCAAAGUAAAGAACUCGAUCCUGCACGACUUUGGCGUUCCCCAGACUUCGGAGCUUUGGCCGCUCCCUGAAUGCGCAUCACGCUCUGCGCGGCACCCAUCUCCUGCUUGAGUCGCACAAGUCCUCCAUCAUGAAAGCAAUCUUGCAGCGCGUCCUCUCCGCCUCGGUGACGGUAGACAAGGAAGUCGUCUCCUCCAUCGGGAAGGGCGUGCUCGUCUUCGCCGCGGUGGCCCCCGGGGACACGGAGAAGGAGGCCGACUCGCUCGCGGCCAAAGUUCUCAAGAUGAAGCUGUGGGAUGAUGAGAGUGGUGGACGGUGGAAACACAGCGUCACAGAUAUCAACGCCGAAGUUCUCUGCGUAUCCCAAUUCACGCUCCUGGCCUCCACCAAAAAGGGCAGCAAGCCCGACUUCCACGGCGCCAUGGGUGGUGACGACGCCCGGCGGCUGUACGAGUACUUCUUUUCCAAGGUGCAGCAAGGCUACACCGCUGAGAGGGUCAAGAACGGAGUGUUCCAGGCCAUGAUGGAGGUCGCGCUCGUCAAUGACGGCCCAGUUACACUAGAAAUCACGGCGAGUCCUCCGCCGCCGCCGCCUAAUGGCGGAGAGAAAAAGGACAAGAAGUCGAAGAAGGAUGUGAACGGGGAGAAGUCCUCAUCAAGCACGCAACAUUCUGGAUUAUAGACAACUUUUCAAGAAGAGAGCAAGGUGAUCGGUUUCACAUUGAAGAUAGAGAGAGCGUUACUUUGUUUGAAGCUUUGCUAGAGUAGAGAAGGGGGCAGGCAGAAAUACUGCUGCUGCUGCUGCUGCUGCUGCUGCUGCU
Microdochium trichocladiopsis is the source of this 971-nucleotide messenger RNA. Its product is annotated as deacylase. The record is from RefSeq and is a predicted model, not a curated record. Gene Ontology annotation, cellular component: cytoplasm. The coding region runs from base 281 to 832 and encodes 183 amino acids. NCBI's taxonomy places the organism in Eukaryota, Fungi, Ascomycota, Sordariomycetes, Xylariales, Microdochiaceae. Gene Ontology annotation, molecular function: D-tyrosyl-tRNA(Tyr) deacylase activity. The transcript has 5 exons. Gene Ontology annotation, biological process: tRNA metabolic process.